AGCGGAUUUUUCGUUCCAAACAAUCUACAGGCCUGCUUGAGAAGUAGGGCCCAAAAGGAACAGAAGCCCGGUUGAACACAGUGAAUGAAAUCAGGUUGAAAGUGGAGCACCUUUCGAACGAUUGGAUAGGAAAGCAUGAUAAAUUUCAAGGAAGGAUAGGUAAAGAAGAUGAGAGGAAGACCAAAACUUUGGAUUCUGAGACUUUCCAAUUCACCGUUUUCUCCAAAAUCGUCUCGAUAGCCAUCGGGUGAAAUUAUCAUUAUGCUGUGAGAGGAAUCUCUAAUCAUCGCUCGAAUAAGAUUUCUAUAGCAAACGGAGACUCCAUUGGAGUCGUAAAGAAACGGCUCAAUAAGAAAGAGGUACUUUGGCAUUUUAUGUGGUAUUUUGAGCGCCCUUUAAUCUUCCAGAAUCGCUAAUUUGAGGAUUUAAAGGCUUAAAAGUGAGAACGUCUGCUUUUGAAGUUUUCUCUUUUCGUGGUUUGCGGUAAUGGACGAGCGCAUGAAAAUUGAAAACUUGUUGUCGCCUCUUUAUUAUUCUUCUGUGAUUCAUCUAGAUAAGGAUACUUUGUACGGUGUUCGCUUCCUGUUUCGUGAUGCUGACUUUUUCGUGACCAAGUUUGAGAACUGCAUUGUACGUGUUUACCCUUCUGGGCUUACACAGAUCACAGUUAGUGCUUUAAAUGAACGAGAAGCUGUCACUAAUAUGGAGAAAUGCAAAGAAUGGCUUAAGGAACGCAAGCUGACACAAGUUUAUCCUAUUCAAAGAUAUUGGUUGAGAAGCCAUAGAAUGAAUUCCACAAAUCUGUUUCCUCGUCUUGAAAGUAAGAAUUAAACGGAAGGUUGGGUGGUGGCGCUGCACUUCUUUCUUGAACGAUGCGUCUUUCCAGUUUGACGAGUUGGUUUUGGGCUCUGCAUAAAGAAAUGUCUUUUUUU
Galdieria sulphuraria is the source of this 932-nucleotide messenger RNA. RefSeq lists its product as uncharacterized. The transcript has a single exon. The coding region runs from base 487 to 831 and encodes 114 amino acids. The record is from RefSeq and is a predicted model, not a curated record. NCBI's taxonomy places the organism in Eukaryota, Rhodophyta, Bangiophyceae, Galdieriales, Galdieriaceae.